AUAGCGGUCAAUCAGGUCUGUUCCAUCAUAUACCCUUCAGGAACUACUGGGAAUCCAAAGGUUAGGAAAGUGGUCAAUCAGGGCUGUUCCAUCAUAUACCCUUCAGGAACUACUGGAAAUCCAAAGGUAAGAGAUAUGGUCAACCAGGCCUUUACCAUUAUACACACUUCAGGAACUUCAUGGGAAUUCCAAGGUAAGGUAAAGGUCAACCAGGCCUUUACCAUUAUACACACUUUAAGAACUACUGGAAAUCCCAUGGUUAGGAUAGGGGUCAACCAGGUCUAUACCAUAAUAUACACUUCAGGAACUACUGGGAAUCCCAAGGUUAGAAUAGCGGUCAACCAGGUCUGUUUCAUCAUAUACACUUCAGGAACUACUGGGAAUCCCAAGGGAGUUAUGUUGUCUCAUGAUAAUCUAACAUUUACUGCUAAACUUGCAACAUCGAUUCACAAGUUUGAUAUAAGGAAAACUCGUAUUUUGAGCUACCUUCCCUUGAGUCACGUGGCAGCAUAUAUGGUUGAUAUCUUUGCUCCUAUGGCUGUCCAAGGAACAACUUUCUUCGCUGAUAAAGAUGCACUCAAGGGAACUUUGAAGGAUAAUCUUCUUUGGUGUAGACCAACACAGUUCUUGGGAGUUCCUAGGGUCUGGGAGAAGAUAAUGGAGGGUAUGCUGAAUGCUGGAAGGGGGGCUACAGGAUUGAAGAAAAACAUUGGCAUAGAGGCAAAGAAAGCUGGACUGAAGUAUCAUCUAGAGGGUGAGGGGGAAGGAAAAUAUAAGAUAAUGCAGAAAGUUGUCUAUUGCAAGGUGAGUAUAAAAAAAAAAUAAUUCUUUUCAUAAUUUAAUUUAUUUGAUAUUGUGUUUUUCUUUGUAAAUAAAUGUAAAAUGUAUAGUCUUUUACAUCAUCUAUAAUAUUGCUUGUCAAGGUGUCCGUGUGUAUCCUUAAAAACGACGAUCGAGUCCUAUUUUUUGUGGAACCACACAUGACCCCAGUGAAUGUUUAUGGAUAAUCAGAAUUUAAAAAAUAAAUGCCUUUAAAAAAAUAGUUUUUACAAAAUCCACGCGAACCAUCGAUAAAUCCACAAAAUGUUUAUGUUUUCGUUUGAUAAUUUAGGCAGAAAAAAUGCCGCAGAUAGAGAAACUAUUAAAAUUUAAAAUCGAAAAUUGGACCAGCUGCGAAGCCAAGUCA
Eurytemora carolleeae is the source of this 1186-nucleotide messenger RNA. RefSeq names its product long-chain-fatty-acid--CoA ligase ACSBG2. Gene Ontology annotation, molecular function: long-chain fatty acid-CoA ligase activity. Bases 136 to 825 code for a protein of 229 amino acids. NCBI's taxonomy places the organism in Eukaryota, Metazoa, Arthropoda, Copepoda, Calanoida, Temoridae. The transcript is spliced from 6 exons. The record is from RefSeq and is a predicted model, not a curated record. Gene Ontology annotation, cellular component: endoplasmic reticulum; membrane.